CACCUGCGCGCGCAUCCUUCUCCCCCCUUCUUUUGUGGUCCGGCCCAUUGCGAGGGUGACAGGAAACCCUGUGCAGGGAGCGCCGCCAUCUUGGGCCAGCCCGAGGAAGAUCCUGAGGGAGCCUCAGGAGCAGUUGCUACCGCCACCGCUACUGCAGCCACCGGGUCUACAUCUCCUCGGCCAGCCCGCGUACCCGCGGGGCCUCGGCCGACCGCCCCUGCCUCCUCUCUCUCUGCGUCUGCAUUCCUCUUCCUCGUCCUGACGCCCCCCUCCCGCCCGGAAAGCUGCCCAGCCACCAGCAACCCCCCAGUGCCACCAUGGCAACUGCACCGUACAACUACUCUUACAUCUUUAAAUAUAUUAUUAUUGGGGACAUGGGAGUAGGAAAAUCUUGCUUGCUUCAUCAGUUUACAGAGAAAAAAUUUAUGGCUGAUUGUCCUCACACAAUUGGUGUUGAGUUUGGUACAAGAAUAAUUGAAGUUAGUGGCCAAAAAAUCAAACUGCAGAUUUGGGAUACAGCAGGACAGGAGCGGUUUAGGGCUGUUACACGAAGCUACUACAGAGGUGCUGCAGGAGCACUUAUGGUGUAUGAUAUCACUAGAAGAAGUACAUAUAACCACUUAAGCAGCUGGUUGACAGAUGCAAGGAAUCUCACUAAUCCAAAUACUGUAAUAAUUCUCAUAGGAAAUAAAGCAGAUUUGGAGGCACAGAGAGAUGUUACAUAUGAAGAAGCCAAACAGUUUGCUGAAGAAAAUGGCUUAUUGUUCCUUGAAGCAAGUGCAAAAACGGGAGAGAACGUAGAAGAUGCGUUCCUUGAGGCUGCCAAGAAAAUCUAUCAGAAUAUUCAGGAUGGAAGCCUGGAUCUGAAUGCUGCCGAGUCUGGUGUACAACACAAACCCUCAGCCCCGCAGGGAGGCCGGCUAACCAGUGAACCCCAGCCCCAGAGAGAAGGCUGUGGCUGCUAGUGACCUCUUUGCCAUGGCCCCUCAUUUGACCUUUCACCUAUGUCUGUUGGAAGCAGUACUUUUUACUGCCUCAUUGUCUUCUGUACAUCUUACUGGGUUUAAUUAAAAAAAAAAAAAAGAAAAAACAAAAACUCUGUUGUAAAAACAGUUUAACACAAUACUAAACUGCUAAACAACUAGAUGUAAUCAGGUUAUCAAAGGCAAGUAGAGUUAUAAAUCUCUCCUGCAUGGUAAAUCUAGACUUUUUUUUUCCCCCUUGAUUGUCCUUGUGAUAUGUAUGUCACCAAUACAUGAUUUAAACUGAGCACUGAUGCUGGACUUCAUGAUUUUUACCUCCCCCUCCCCCACCCCCCACCAAGCCCCCUUUGGCAAGGCUUUGUCUCACUGUACGGUUUAAUUUGAUAUGUUAAGCCUUUCUCCUCAUCUUUAACUGUUCAAGUAUGUCUGUUAUAAUCAAUAAGUUUAUUGCUGUGAAAUGACUUCUUAUGCUAGAGAAGGGGUCCUGUAACUGCUUUUUUUGUUUUGUUUUUGUCAGACAAAUUCCCUAUUUUGUGUGGAUGGCAUUUUUCAUGAGGAGGUUUGCUUCUGUCUUAGCCUUGUAUAGGGAAAAUAUCCAUUUAUUUUUCUCUUGUGCUUAUAGCUUUAUCUUUUUUUUUAUACCAUUUUAUCCUUUUCUCUUUAACAGAAAGUAAAUAUGUAUAAAAUUUGAAGGAACUGAACUAACAAUACAUUCUGUGUAUAUUAUUUUAAUGAAGAAAAUAAAUUGAUUACUGGCAUUAUAACAGUAUAAAGUACCAGUUUGUACAGUAUGACCUAUAUGUGACCAUGUUACUCCCUUCCAUUUCCCAAAAGGAAAUUAAGAAACAACUGCAGUUCACAGCACUGGCUUCACUCCUUGGUGCUGGCAGUGUUUGGGGAUGUGCUGGAAAGAGCUCCUAGCGUGAGAGGAUUAACACUACCAGAUUCUGUUCCAUCUUUGCACCAUGGCUUACCUGCUGACUUUCUGAACUCUUCUUGUGCAAUCGACAAUGUGCUAACCUGCUUUUCUCUUUUUGGAAACGUUUUGCAUUACAGGCUACAUUUCUUGCCUUACUGUAUAGAAAAAGAAAAAAGGCUGGGUUUAUUAUUGCACAUUUUAAGCUUUUAUACCUUUAUCUUUUUGGAAUGGUCAGAUUCUGAAUCCGACAGCUAGAACCGCAGGUCUGCUGUUAAGGGAUUUUAAAUUGUGCGUUUUUUACACUUCAGUGAAAUAAUUUCUCUCCUGUGUUCAUAGUAUGAAGGGGCUAUUUUAUGUCAUGUUGGCAUAAAUUGUUUUGUGAAAGGGAAGGUGCUUCUAAAGGUAUUUGUGCUGAUAACAAAGUAAGUUACUACUUUGCAUUAGGUGGUCUGGCCAUUGAAAGAAUACUGUACUAUAAGAAACAAUCUGAUUUCUUUAGACAACAAAUUUAUGUUUUACCAGGUUCUUCACUGCUGUUUACUGAUUUUAAUUGAGCUUAUGGUUCAGAGGCUGGGAAUCAAGAUGUCAUUUGAAAUAGGUAAACCUUAGCACACGACAAAAUGCACUCAGCUCAACUGCUGUGUUUAAAAUACACAUUGUAAAUCCCUCUUUAUGGACACUAAAGUACAUCUUUUGGGUUAAAAACACGUGGUAGUACCAGAGUAUUGUAUAGUCAAUGUUAAAUGAAAGCCAAAACUGGAAUGCGCAGAAAGUAGGAUUUGGUUAAUUUGUGGGCUUAUCUUUACUUUUGUCUUUAAGCUUUUUUAAAAGAUUUCCUGCAGUACAUUGGUAUAUUCUGUUAAAGACUUACAGUGAUCCAUUUUGCUUACACUGUUGCAUCACAAGGAACUUGCCCAGGGACCAUGACCUGCUGGUAUGUGUGUAUAUUUACAAAACAAAAUAAACAAACCACCCAUUGGGAUAUAAGGUAGCAAUCACAAACUAGACUGUGGCUUGUUUAGGUGCAAUACCCUGAUUCCCAAAGUUAGUUACAGUGGGCCUUAUUGUUUUUGUGACAGAAGGAUUUAUUCAGACUGCUGUACUCUUCAUUUGAUGUAACAAAAUGCUAUUAAUCUAAAUAUUUGUAAAUAAAGUACCUGUAUCUAGAUUAAAUUAAAA
Messenger RNA from Trichechus manatus latirostris (Florida manatee), 3081 nucleotides. RefSeq names its product RAB14, member RAS oncogene family (gene RAB14). NCBI's taxonomy places the organism in Eukaryota, Metazoa, Chordata, Mammalia, Sirenia, Trichechidae. Gene Ontology annotation, molecular function: GTPase activity; GTP binding. Bases 318 to 965 code for a protein of 215 amino acids. The record is from RefSeq and is a predicted model, not a curated record. Gene Ontology annotation, cellular component: phagocytic vesicle; trans-Golgi network; recycling endosome. The transcript has 8 exons. Gene Ontology annotation, biological process: endocytic recycling; Golgi to endosome transport; defense response to bacterium.